This is a messenger RNA of Malassezia japonica, 402 nucleotides long. It is a transcript of the gene MSRB5, whose product is annotated as peptide-methionine (R)-S-oxide reductase. The record is from RefSeq and is a predicted model, not a curated record. The transcript is spliced from 3 exons. The coding region runs from base 1 to 402 and encodes 133 amino acids. Gene Ontology annotation, biological process: response to oxidative stress; protein repair. Gene Ontology annotation, molecular function: peptide-methionine (R)-S-oxide reductase activity. Lineage: Eukaryota; Fungi; Basidiomycota; Malasseziomycetes; Malasseziales; Malasseziaceae.
AUGUCGACCAAGUCCGACCAAGAAUGGCGCGCGGUGCUGAGCCCCGAGCAGUUCCGUGUGCUCCGCCAGAAAGGCACCGAGAUGGCCGGUACUGGCCAGUUUAACAAGCACUACGAGCCCGGCGUGUACACGUGUGCCGGCUGCGAUGCGCCGCUGUACAAGAGUGCGACGAAGUUUGACAGCGGCUGCGGCUGGCCCGCCUUUUUCGAUGCGAUCCCCGGCGCGAUCGACCGCCACGACGAUUUUUCGUUCGGGAUGAAACGCACAGAGAUCACCUGCCACAACUGCAAAGGCCACCUCGGGCACGUCUUUUACGGCGAAGGAUUCCCUACGCCGACGGACGAGCGUCACUGCGUCAACUCGGUGUCGCUGGCCUUCCACGAUGAGGACAAGAAGGUAUAA